This is a messenger RNA of Drosophila erecta, 3116 nucleotides long. RefSeq lists its product as uncharacterized. The record is from RefSeq and is a predicted model, not a curated record. Lineage: Eukaryota; Metazoa; Arthropoda; Insecta; Diptera; Drosophilidae. The transcript is spliced from 8 exons. The coding region runs from base 1092 to 2381 and encodes 429 amino acids.
GUGCGUGUGCACAGCCUCCGUGCAUAUCUGAUGGCCAGCGAGCGAGUCAGUCAGAUGCGUGGCGAACGUUGAAUUUAACGGUCGGUUUGGCAGUGAAAGUGGAAAGUGGAAGCCAUUGCCGUGCUCCGCGAGCCUGGCCAGCGAAUUGUUUGGUGCGGAAAACAAAAACAAAAAUCAUUAAAAAUUGCAGAAAUAUAUACAAGCCGCAAAAGAAAUAUGAAAGUGAAUGUUAGCCCGAAAGGGGAAAUACAUUGAAGUGCUUAGCUUGCUGAUACAAUCCGGUUCAAACAAUCCGCAGGAAAAGUGUUCAAACAUUGCGUCAGUUAAACUUGGGAAAUAAAAUCAAGUGAUACCAUCACGCUUGGAGUUGGAGCCUUCAAAUUUGCUGAAGACUUCAAAGAGUUGAUUAUUGCGGCUAAGCGUUUUUGUGUGAACAAAACUACGUUUAUUAUUCAUUUAUCAAAGUUAAAUGAAAUGGACAAGUGAAACGGGUUUUUCGACGACUUUUCUACAAAAAACAGCAUACCCCUUUUUACACAUAAAAAACCUAAUUACACGAGCACUUCCGGGGAGCAAAACAGCUGGACACAAGGGACGUUUAUGAGUGCGUGAAGUGAAGUACUUGGCAGAUGCCAAAUGGGUGCUGUCUGAAAUCAAAGAAAAAAUAAAUCAAGACCAGAGGAAAGCCAUCAAAUCGACGAACAAUUAACGGGCGGAAAUGGAAAUGGAAAUGUAUAAACAAUCAGCAAAAUGUGCAAAUUCGUGGAGAGCCAAUCGAAAGCCAGCUUGAGUGAAAGUGAAAAACUGCGGCGCGGGCAAAUUAUUAAUUAUCCGGCUGCUCUUUAGCGCAGUGCAGACAUUUUGUUUAUGAGCCAAUUUGCGAAGCGCAAAUAAAACCGAACCGCUGCCAGUCGAGCAUUAAUAAUUUGCAUAUUCCGUCCCAUCCCCAUUUAACCCCCAAAAGUCCCAAGAAGCAGACAGUGCGGCGUGCGGCGUGCGGCGUGCGGCGCUGAAGUGUUUAUCAAAUUGUGUGUGCCACAAAUGCAAGGCAUUUUCCCGACACGCGUCGCAAUACUACUUUCCCCCUCGAAAUGCUGGAGUUGCAACUUUGCGGAGAUUUGUCAGCCGGCGACUUGAGCGAAAUUCCCAAAAUGGGAAGCCACAGGGCCACGGAUACGGGACAUCGCCAGAUCCGGAGCCACAGAAAAUCCGACUGCCGGACUCUUCCAACCAGAUGCCUCCUGCUGCUCCUCGGCGUUCUACUUUUGAGCAUGGAGCUCGUCGAAUGCGCGCUGCGCAAUGUCAAUUUAAUAAUCGAACCGCCGGCGGUGCGACGGGGCCAGCAUGUGGUGCUGCGGUGCAUGUACGACCUGGACGGGGCUCCACUGUACUCGGCCAAGUUCUACCGUGGCCAGCUGGAGUUCUACCGCUACACGCCCGGCGAGUUUCCCAACACGAAAGUGUUUCCAUUCCCCGGCAUUCACGUGGAUGUAAGCAGCUCCAAUGCCACCCAGGUGCUGUUGCGCAACGUGGGAUUCGGUCUCUCUGGCAACUUUUCAUGCGAAGUGACCGCCGACGCCCCGCUCUUCUCAACCGCCACCGCAGUGGACACCAUGCAAGUUGUUGAACUGCCCGAGAAGCGUCCCCAGGUUUUCACGGAACACACACGCUACGAGCCCGGCGAUGUCCUGCGGGCCAAUUGCAGCACUCCCCCGUCGCGUCCGCGGGCAGAACUCACAUUCACCAUCAACAACUUGGUGAUAACCAAUGUGGACACCGAGUACAUUCGCACCAUCGAUAAUCUGAUUGCCACGCGGAUCUCGCUAAAGCUGCAACUGCAGGGCAUUCACUUUUCCAGCGUGAAUCCGGCCAUCUACAAUAGCGUCUACGGGCUGAACUCGGUUUACGGGCAUGGCGGACCGGUUUAUGCCCCGAACUCGAAUCCCGGCGGAUUACUCUUGCGCUGCUCGGCGCAAAUCGGAGACCUAUACCAGGAGUACAAGGAAAUCGAGCUGGGCACUCCGCAAAAGGAUCCGGUACCGGCACGUGUCACGCUCUCAUCCGACACGAGCUUGAAGAACUUUUUCAGCUCGUAUUUCUCGACAUCGGCGGCAUCGCGGCUCCUGCCCGGCGUCUACAUGGCGCCGCUUAUAAUGGCCGUGCUGGCUGGCUUAUUCCGGCUAAUUGAGGCUGCAUUUGAGCCCUGCGACGCCAGCAGCCAGGAUCCCCAGUCAGCGGCCGGACAUUCGAUGGAACAUUCCAAGGAGCGACGGGAGUCCAAGGAGCGUCCAGCUCCUGUGUCCAGCUGCAGCGCCUUCAAGGCGUCCCGACAGCAACUGGCCUGGCCAGGAUCACGGACAGAAGGUCUGGGUCUGGCCUAGGCGUGUGUUACGAGUUAGUUCAAUUCGAAAUAUAUUGGGGGAGUGCGCUAGACCUGGGCAAUUAAUAGGUAUUGGGUGAUCAAACUUCCGACAACCCCAACUUGAGGGCUUGAAUAAUUCUUUAUCAAUCCACAUUUGAACAUACUUGAACCAUUUUCGAAGGCCAGGAGAAGAAAACCAUUUAUUAUUUAAACAGGUCUAGGGGACACCCGCACUUCGUUGAUUUCAAGUAUCUUCUUUUGAUGACUGCUUUUCAUGUUAACCCUUAUUUUACACCAAAAACCACACUUUGAGAUGUGGCGUCUACUAGCGAGCUAAAGAGAAAAACAAAUUAAGUUUAAGCAAACAUUUAUAAACUAGCCUAGUCAUAAACAAGAAAACCGGAGGUUGGACAGCAGAACGGAAGAGUUUAAAACCUAUAAAGCAGGACAUACACAAUUCAAAUAUAAAUGUUUACACGAACGAGAUAAAGUAAAAGGAGAAUAUGCUAAGUAUAUGAAAUUACUGAUUCUACUUUUAAUGUGCAAGGUAACACAAAAAUAAACAGACAAACGACAAACAGAGCAGCAUAACAAACCAAAGCCAGAAAUCAAAGGUGUGUAUCCGUGGGAAGGGGAAAUGUGUGUAAAAUAUAUUUAAUGAAACAUAUUAAACUAAUUUAAUUUAAAGUAAAUAAAUCAAAGCCUUGUAUGGGCAUAUUGUAAAUGGUGGUGAAAUUAAAUAAAAUGUGUGUUA